AAAAAAAAAAACAGAGAUGACUACUAAAUUCACGGUGUUGCCACUCUCUGCUCUUCUCCUUCUCUUAAUCCUCUGCACUGAAACGUUGGCUAAGUCAGACCAGCCGGAAGAAAACGACGUCGCUGCAGUACCUUCAUGUUGCGGGUUUUCGUCGCCUCUUCUGAUAAAGAAAGAUCAAUGGAAACCACUCUUCUCGACCAAGUUCGGACAUAUCUCGACCGUUCAAAUCGGCGAUGGAUGCGGCGGGAUGGGGCCUUACAAAAUACAUUCCAUAACGCUCGAACCAAACUCGCUUUUGCUCCCUCUUCUUCUUCAUUCCGACAUGGUCUUCUUCGUCGACUCUGGAAGUGGGAUUCUGAAUUGGGACGGGGAGGAAGCGACGAGUACGGAGAUAAGACGAGGGGACGUUUACAGGCUACGUCCCGGUACGGUUUUCUACUUACAGAGCAAACCGGUGGAUGUCUUCCUUGGAAUCAAACUUAGGGUUUACGCAAUCUUCUCCAACGCCGAGGAGUGUUUACAUGAUCCUUGUUUUGGUGCGUAUUCAAGUAUCACGGAUCUCUUGUUUGGCUUUGAUGAAACAAUUCUCCAGUACGCUUUUGGGGUUCCUGAGAAGAUUAUAGGGUUGUUGAAGAACCGGACGCAACCGCCAUUGAUCGUGCAAGAUAUGUUGAGCACACCUGGUGAGGCCAACGCCAACACGUGGCAGCUCAAACCGCGAUUACUCAAACUCUUUGCCGGCAAAGAUGUAAGCGCAGACUCGACGAUGGGACCAGAAGAGAACAAGAAGAAGGAUAAGGAGAAGGAGAAGGAGAAAGAGAAGGAAAAGGAGAAAGAGAAGAAGAAGAAGGCUAAGAAAGCAAAGACAUUCAAUGUUUUUGAGUCCGAACCGGAUUUUGAGAGUCCUAACGGUCGUAGUAUAACGAUUAACAGGAAGGAUCUAAAAGUCUUAAAAGGCUCAAUGGUUGGAGUUUCCAUGGUAAAUCUAACUCAAGGAUCGAUGAUGGGACCACAUUGGAACCCAUGGGCUUGCGAGAUUUAUGUUGUGACGAAAGGAUCAGGUAUGGUUCGGGUGCUUAGGUCUUCGAUUUCAAGAUCAUCAUCGGAGUGCAAGAACCUGAGGUUUAAGGUAGAGGAAGGAGAUAUAUUCGCAGUUCCACGGUUACAUCCAAUGGCUCAAAUGUCUUUCAUCAAUGAGUCGUUAGUGUUCGUUGGGUUUACUACUUCGGCUAAGAAUAACGAGCCGCAGUUCUUAGCCGGGAAGAACUCGGCUUUGUGGUCUCUAGACAGGGAGGUAUUGGCUACGUCGUUUAAUGUGAGUAGUGAGAUGAUUGGUGGAUUGUUGGAAGCUCAGAAGGAAGCGGUUAUGUUGGGAUGUCCUUUUUGUGCGGAAGGAGAGUUGGAGAGGCUUAAGGUGGAGAUAGAGAUUAAGAAGAGAGAUGAUGAGAGGAAGAAAGAAGAAGAAGAGGCCGAGAAGGAAGAGGAAGAGAAGAGGAAACGAGAAGAAGAAGAAGAGGCCAAGAAGGAAGAGGAAGAGAGGAAGAAACGAGAAGAAGAAGAAGAAGAAGAAGAGAAGAAGCAGUGGCCGCCUCAGCCUCAGCCUCAGCCUCAGCCUCAGCCUAAGCAACCACCACAACCUUUCCAACCACAACCACCACAAGAAGAACCACAAGAACCGCAACCAUCGAUAGAGACUAAGAAGAGAGAUGAUGAGAGGAAGAGAGAACAAGAAGAGGCGAGGAAGGAAGAGGAAGAGAGGUGGAAACGAGAAGAAGAAGAAGAGAAGAGGUGGUGGCCGCAUCAGCCACAGUGGCAAGCCGGAGAAGGUGGAGAGAACACCGAGAGAAAGCUUUAAGUCAAGAGUGUUUUGGUUGUUGUUGAUGGUCGAAAGUUUGGUUUUGAUGUCUCUUGUUUUCUUCUCUUUUUUGUAUCCUUUUGUUUAUUUGUAAUGUCUUUUGUUUUGUUUUGCUUUGCUUUCUUCUUUUUUUUUCGUUUCAUGUUUACGUUCGUAUUAUGUUGUGUUUAAAUGUUUGUAGAUGCGGAGCGUGAAAUAGUCAAAGAUUUCCUAA
Messenger RNA from Eutrema salsugineum, 2069 nucleotides. RefSeq names its product vicilin-like seed storage protein At4g36700. The record is from RefSeq and is a predicted model, not a curated record. The transcript is spliced from 4 exons. The coding region runs from base 17 to 1855 and encodes 612 amino acids. NCBI's taxonomy places the organism in Eukaryota, Viridiplantae, Streptophyta, Magnoliopsida, Brassicales, Brassicaceae.